AUGUGCCUAGUUUAAAAACAAACAUCAUCGCUGAAUCGAGAGAAACAAGUUAUGAGUUUUGUGGCCUCAAAUGCGCGGAAAACCGUUUCUGUGUUGCAGUGAACUAUAAGAAGAAGGCUGGGUGGAAUGAAUCGAACUGCCAAUUGACGAAUUCGACUGCACGAAAAUUUGACAAUAUCUCCAGCGAAAAAGAACGAGUUUGGACGUUCAUAAAAGUUAAUGUGGACCGAAGUCAGGUGGUAAGCAAGUAUUAUAUACUUUUCGCAAAAUGUGUGGACAAAGAGUAUAGAUCCGGCCCCUGUUGAUGUCAGAAUCGAUGUCACACUGUUAUAAAAUAUUUUAAUUCCAGAGUUUCUCAAAAAUAUUGUUUUCGGAAAAGACAAAUCCAAAGAUACAGUAAAGGAAUUAAAGUCUCUGCAGUAUAUAGAUCCAAUUAUUUAGUAACCCUUCAUUUUGCUAUGAAGUAAAAUCCUUGGUUAUUGUUAGCAGAUCUAUAUGUAUCCGUUUUUCUCUGUUGGGCAUGAGGUUCUGAACGUUGUGUGUUCGUUUCUUUCAUAAUUUACAUAAAACUGUUGUUUUCUACUAUUUUUAAGCUUUUAAUUAUAUGCGCGCUGGUUGACAAAAAUGCAGAUAUAAAAUAAUAGUACAAUAGGGACAUUUGGUGGUUUGACAUACAACUAAGGGGGAAUUAGUAUAUUUAAAUGUUGGUUUAAAUAUGAAUCCACUAUUGUACAUAAAACAAAACUUGUCUGGUAUUUAAACUUUGUCGGUCUCUAAAAUGGAUACCAGUAUUUGUGCAUGUGAUCACGCAAUGAAUUUUUUGCAGGCAUCCUGCAGAGGAGAAGUAAAUGAAUGUCAAAAUGGUGGAACAAUGAUCUGGCAUUCAGUUAAAACGUUCGGCUGUCUAUGUGGGAAAGGGUACGAAGGAGAAAUUUGUGAAAAAGGUAGAAAAAUUAAUACGAGUAUAGUCAUGCAUAUAUAUAUAUAUAUAUAUAUCCGAUAUGAAGGCAUACAUAUACUAAUUGAUAAAACGAGAAACACUCCGCUAUUCCACAUAAUAUUAUAAACCAACAGUAAGACAAAUUAAAUCUGAGUAUAUACAUAGCCACUCGGUAAUAAGAACAGCAAUUCAAUAUAUUAUCUAGGUAUAUAUAUAUACUGUCUUUCAAUUCUACCGGACAACUUCUAAUUUGAUUGACGAUUUUAUAUGAACUAUGCACAUAAACUAUUAACUUAAUGCUUUUUGUUCUUCAAAGUAAAGUAACCUCAUACGUGUUUGUUUCUGAUACGCCUUUGUUCCAUGAAUCUAUAGUGACUCUCUCGUUCAUGAUCAGUUAUUCUUGUUUUUUCCGCUUUGUUCUUUAUCCUGUCAAAUCUACUGGGCAUCUUUAGUCAGCAUAUAUAUGGUCAUUGUUAAGAUACCCUAUGGUUUUAUUGGUUGAAUCCGUCUCACAUGUAUUAUUAUCAGGUGGUUUGUAUAUAACAAGUUUAUUAUUGCUUUUAUACUGUAUCUUACCAGAUAUUGAUGAAUGUUCCAAUAAAUUGGCUAACGAAUGUGAUAUUAACGCCAACUGCACCAACACUGCAGGUUCAUACAACUGUCAGUGCCACAUUGGUUGGUCUGGAAAAGGAAAAAAUUGUUCAGGUACAAUAAUUUUUGUGGCCGUUGCAAUUGAAGAAGUUCUGCACACCUUUUUCCAAUAAUUUAAUUCCAUACAUGUCGUGAGUAUCAUGUGAUAAAAAGUAUCCGUAACCCAUGCAUGGAUACAAUGCUCGUCUUUUUAUUGAGAGACAUUUCAAUGAAGUUAAUGCGCGAACUACUGGUUUGCAAGAAUUCAGUAGAGCUACUCCACCCUUUCACGGUUGGUUCCAAGGCAUUUGGUACAAAAGAAAUUCAUUCACCUCCCAAACGGCAGAUCGAGCAGUAAUAUAUACUGUACAUCGAAGCCGCAUUCUUAAAUUAAUUUUUAGAUCGUUUGUCUGCGUUACUUACAAAUUUUUGACUACUUCUUUCCAAUAUAUCAUUAACUAUAUGGAGAACAGGGAAGAGCCGUCCUUUGGGACAGCAAUUAACGAGGCGAAAGUGCUUUUACAGGUAAUUAGUUUAGCUCGAAAAUGCGACAUUAUCACCCAUUGUACAUGCAAUGAGUCUGUCAUUUCGUAGGUGAUAACCUUAAUUUUGCUCCCAUAAUAAUACUGAAUACCUGAUGAAGUAUAUCAAGAGGAGAUUUUUUGUAUGUUACGUAACACGCGCUCAAAACUAAUGCGUAUAAUAUAUCACUUGAGGUUAUAACUAAAUUCAAAAUUUCUAUUUUUCGAUACGUUUCUCAAUUGGCAAACAAACUUAAAAAGUAUGUUUAGUGCUUUAUUUGUAAAAUAAUGCUAAAAGUAAAAUGAAGAGAUUUUAGAUGAUACGCCAAAGAGAAUAUGAUGUCUGAAGUUCAGUAAGUUUUGCUUAUAUUGGCUGUAAAUAUGGCUUCAAUUUUAAAGCAUCAUUGAUAAUUAUAUUUUAGUUGACAAUUUUUGACUAUUAUUUAUGUUUCUCAACCGGCAGAUGCAUUUAAAAAGUUGCUAAUUGUAUAAACUGGAGAGUAAAGCUAAAACAAAGUAAUUUUGAGAGGGACGCCAAAAAGAUUUUAGGUUUUGAACACUUUUCAUUGCAAAUACGUGACAUUGAAAAAAAUUGCCUCUCAAUACAGUCCUUGGACUGGAUCAAAAUUAAUUCACCUCAAUUUAAAUUAAAUUACGUAGAGAUUUAUUCUUAUGAGAUGUCAAUUGUAAAUCUUUCAAUUUUGACUGUGUAAGAAUAGAUUUCAAGUUCUCCUAUAUAUCUUGAUAUAUCUCCUAUAUAUCCUCGGCUUUAGCUUCGAAUUUGAUCAAAUUGCGCAAACUUGAAAUCUAGUCCAGUCCUCACAUAUAUAUAGUUGGAUUUGAAAUAUUACUUCAACCUUGCUUGGAACGAUAGUAUGGCUUGCUGGGCAUGAAACUAUUAGUAUUCAUUAUAGUAUAUCAAUUUCCCAAACCAAGCACAAAAGGGCAAGUGCGUUCAGCUUCAUGAAAAUUAUCGGGGAGGUGGGCGGAAUGAAAACCCUCCUAGAUCCAUAGAUAUCUUAUAUACACUAGAUAGUGUAUCUAAUUAUUCUGAAAUUCAAGAAUUGAAGCCGUGAUUGCAGUCUCAGGUCGUUCCCAUAAAAUGAGAAGAUUCGUAUGUUUUCUAUUUCUUAAACAGGGAACUUAAACAUUAAGUUAACCCUAUUCCAAAUACGUUUUUAAACUAUUGAAAUCAUGAAAGUUAUUGUUGUUUUUAAGCGUUUAUUACCAAGUGGGAACGACCAACAUGGCCGCCAUCUAUUCAAAUGGGGGUAACCGCUGGAAUAUUCUUGGCUUCAAUUUAACUAAAAGAGAUGCGCUAUCUAGUGUAUAUAAGAUAUCUAUGCCCAGAUCCCGCCUCUUCCGCGGUGAUAUUCAGCAUCUCUUUACGCCAUUAGAUAUGCAUGUUUUCAUUCCGAUGUAGAUUUUUAACAAAGUCCCACUGUCAAUUUAAUUAAAUUGGCUGCGCCUAGCUAGGAUACUCAUAAAACGUCAGAGCAUGAUAGUGUAAGAAGAUCGUGUAAUAUUAAAAUGACAGUAAGUUUUUUAAUACUGUAUCUCGGUAAAAGGGCCGCAAACCCAAAUUAUGAUUUUUGUAGGUGCAAUAUACUAGGGAGAUUCAAAACGGGAAUGUAUUAUAUCUUCAGAGUAACAAAACCACAUCUUGACCAACUUCUUCAAGUAUCAAAACGGGCAGAUGCGAUUCAUUAGGGAUCAGUCAAUAAUUAAAGGGAAGGGUGGGCUGGUGGAAAAAGAGGAGUGGUCAGAUAUUUUUGUGCAUGGAAAAAGGGGGGGGGGGAACAUUUUUGUGCAAUACAAAUACCUGACCCGCGUGAUUCCAUUGUGUCAUUAAACGUACAGAUAAAAAAAGGGAGCAGUAGAACUGUACUAACUCCAACACAACACCAUUUAUUAAACUGAUUUCAACAUAAACAUGUACAUUGGAACAGCCGUUGACUCUAAAAAUAUAUAAAUUAAGAAAACAUGUAUAAAUGCAUGAUUAAAUGUUGCUUCACUUUAUCGAACUGGAAAUUGCGUAUGUGCCUUGGCGGGGGUUGUCAAAUAUAGUUGUAUUGUCCUCAACGGGGGGCCAACAAAAUGUUAAAAUCUGAUUUUUCAUUUCCACCGCCCCCCUGUCAUUAAUGACCGGUCCCUUAAAUGAACUUAUGAAUCAGUUCUCCAUUGUUUUUAUUUUCUAAAAUUCACCAGAUAAUAUCGAUUUGAUCUCGACCUGCCAGGCUUACAGUUCUUCCCUAAAUUUUCACUGUCAGAACUGCCGGAUUCGAGGUCGUUAGAUGUAUUGGAAAUUAAAUUCCAGCGAUUAUAGAUAUCUAAACAUUAUAGCGUUGCUUCUACGUAUUCUGCUAUAUCAGUACUUUUAUUUAACACACAUAUAAUUCAAGCUAUAGAUAGUAAUAUUUUGAUAAUUUCAGACAUUGAUGAAUGCUGCGAAGGCAACUUCACUUGUCAUCCAAAUGCAACUUGCAUCAAUACCCAGGGCUCAUACAACUGUCAAUGUAAAAACGGACUCGUGGGGGAUGGAAAAGAGAACUGCACAGGUAUAAAUAUUCUCUAAGUUUGAGUCAAUCAUUCAAUCACUAAACGUUUCUAGGAUGAUUAGAAAUCGUAUGUUAAAUUAAUCUCAAUGUCUUCAAAUGUUGAUGAAAGUAAGCAAUAAAAAGUUUAUACGACGUUCCAUUCUGCCAUUAUAUUAUUUUUGGAGUAACUAAAAAUGCAAAAAAAAUAUAGGUAGGAUUCAACUAUCUGAAAAUUUUAAGGAGAAUACGGACGUAUUAGAGGCCCUGGAUACAAAUAAUACAUAAUACAAAGGCCCUUUGCCUGGAGUUACUAGCGGGGGUCGGGGAAAUUACAUGAGCUUUUAUACUAAAAAUAUAAAGGCGAUCAUGUAACAAAAAUAUGAUAUGGAUUUAGUCAAAACAAAAUAUAGACAAAAAUAUAAUCACAUUCCAGAAUAUAUUAAUACAAACAUACAGACAAUUAUUUACAAUAAAUACGACAAAAUAUAUAAAACAAGUACGGAAUAAGGUAAGAGAAUUAACAGUAUUAUCAAUGCCUGCUUUUGACAGGCAAAGACAGAUAUAGUUAAACAUAGGGAAAAAAUAAUUAAUGAUAUAGUGGUCGACAGUGCCAAGUGAUGCCAAUACGACAUUAAUGAACAUAUCAGGAUUUUGCGCAUCUCACUCGAUAGAAUUAAUAUUCUAACAGAGCUCGAGAAAUAUGCAUAUUAUCAUUUUGAUAAAGUUCUUUUAAAUAAGACAAUAAAAAAAUCUUUUCAUGCAUACCUUAACAAUUUAAUUACUUAAUUAAUUUGAGUAGUUUGACUUGAAAUCAAUUAAAACUAAGUUUUUAUUUUUCAAUGUUGAUUAGAUUCGUUUCUUAAAUCAGUCAUAUUAUCCGGAGAAUUGAACGACCAUCGUUUAUUAAGAUCAUGGAUUGGGCAAACCGUCACUGCGAAAUUGUGUUGGCGUGCAACUAGAGAUGGAUGGGCAACCAGUACCUUCCAUAGCAAAUGUGACUACAAGAAACCGACAGUUACCAUCAUUAAAGUUGGUGAAUUUACAUUUGGUGGAUUUGCUACCGCUUCUUGGGAAGGUGAGAUGUAG
Molecule: messenger RNA, 5714 nt
Organism: Paramuricea clavata
Lineage: Eukaryota; Metazoa; Cnidaria; Anthozoa; Malacalcyonacea; Plexauridae
Source: the annotation of a GenBank genome assembly